Messenger RNA from Parastagonospora nodorum SN15, 981 nucleotides. RefSeq lists its product as hypothetical. Gene Ontology annotation, molecular function: iron ion binding; inositol oxygenase activity. The transcript has a single exon. Gene Ontology annotation, cellular component: cytoplasm. The record is from RefSeq and is a predicted model, not a curated record. Gene Ontology annotation, biological process: inositol catabolic process. NCBI's taxonomy places the organism in Eukaryota, Fungi, Ascomycota, Dothideomycetes, Pleosporales, Phaeosphaeriaceae. The coding region runs from base 1 to 981 and encodes 326 amino acids.
AUGGCACCAGGCGCGAUUUUCGAGACGCCCAAUGUGGCCGAAGACUUCAACAACCACCGCGAUGGCUCCGCUCUCGAGGCCACUUCAGACAUGAUCGACGAUGUCAACGUCCUCAAAGCAGCGAUGAAGGUGAAGAACGGCACUGCCACAAAAGAAGAGAAAGACAUUUACCAAGCCUCACAAUUCGACGCCGAGAAAGACAAGACACAGUUCAGACAAUACGAAGACGCCUGCGACCGCGUCAAGAACUUCUACCGCGAACAACACGAGAAGCAAACCGUCGCCUACAAUCUCAAAGCCCGAAACUCCUUCCACGCGAAAACCCGCGCCGAGAUGACCAUCUGGGAAGCCAUGGAGAAGCUCAACACGCUCAUCGAUGAAUCCGACCCAGACACAUCACUCUCACAAAUCGAGCACCUGCUGCAAUCCGCCGAAGCCAUCCGCCGCGACGGCAAGCCGCGCUGGAUGCAACUCGUCGGGCUGAUCCACGAUCUCGGCAAGCUGCUAUUCUUCUACGAAGCGCAAGGCCAAUGGGACGUCGUCGGCGACACGUUCCCCGUGGGCUGCGCGUUCGACAAGCGCAUCAUCUACCCGGACACAUUCAAGGGUAACCCAGACUACACGGACGAGAUCUAUUCGACUGAGCACGGCAUCUACACACCUGGCUGCGGCAUGGACAACGUGAUGCUGUCGUGGGGCCACGACGAGUACUUGUACCACAUUAUGAAGGAUCAAUCGACGAUUCCUGACGAGGGGCUGGCGAUGAUCAGGUAUCAUUCUUUCUACCCCUGGCACAAGGAGAAUGCGUAUCGGUGGAUGAUGAACGAGAAGGAUGAGCGCAUGUUGGAGGCGGUCAGGGCGUUUAAUCCGUAUGAUUUGUAUAGCAAGAGUGAUGAGGUGCCGAAGGUUGAGGAUUUGAAGGAUUAUUAUAGGGAUAUUAUUGAGGAGUAUAUUGGGUGGGAUAGGAAGAUCAAGUGGUAA